Molecule: messenger RNA, 2751 nt
Organism: Ectocarpus sp. CCAP 1310/34
Lineage: Eukaryota; Phaeophyceae; Ectocarpales; Ectocarpaceae
Source: the annotation of a GenBank genome assembly
UGAGGAAGGACAAGGAGGGCCGGAGACAGGGGAGGCAGAAUCGGGGGUCCGGGAGGGCAGGAGGUAGAGUCGGAGAGUCAGGAAGGGUUGGAUGAAGAGUUGGUUGAGCCGGGAGGGCAGGAGGUAGAAUCGGAGUCAUUUCCCCCUGCUACGCACGUACCAUCUAAUCGUCGUGCGCGGCAUGAGCUUGCUAGUUACAACACUGCUGCGAAUGAGAAUGUUAAAGUCAGAAAAGGCAGAACCCGUGCGCAAACUCGGGCAGUAAAUCAGCAGAGCGUAACCGGCCUCACGGCCACUCUAGGACCCAUCUCCGCAUCAGAAAUAUUAGAGGCACUCUUAGUGGAACAGAGAGCAUCUGAUGCAAUGGAAUUGCCGAAAGUGCUCAUUCAGGACGUAGAGUCAGAACCGGGUAGCUAUGAAGAAGCCCGUCAGUCAAAAUACUCCUCGAUUUCGGACAAGGCCAUGUCUGCAGAAUUUGAAGGCUCGUUAAGAGCAGGAACUUUCGAGUUAGCAGUAAAGGUUCCAAUAGCCUGUAACGUGAUAGAUGGUAGAUGGGUCUACAAAUGGAAAGCAUAUGAAACAGGCAAGAUAGUGAAGGCCAAGGCUAGGCUUGUAGCGAAGGGCUUCAAGCAGAAGCAUGGUGUGGAUUAUCUUGAGACAUUCUCGCCUACUGCAAAUGCUGCAUCGAUUCGUUUGGUAGCAUUGACGUGCACGUAUGAUUUGGAAUUUCUCCACUUUGACACUGAGCAAGCGUUUGUUCAGUCGGAAUUGGAUCACGAGGUGUUCAUGAAGUCGCCUCCUGGUUGCGAGUCGAUGACAGGAAAGGUAGUCCGUUUAGACAAAAGUUUGUAUGGACUGAGACAGGCAUCUAGAACAUGUCACAAGAGACUUGUGUCGGACCCGAAGAGGAUUGNGUUGGUAGCAUUGGCGUGCAAGUAUGAUUUGGAAUUUCUCCACUUUGACAUUGAGCAAGCGUUUGUUCAGUCGGAAUUGGAUCACGAGGUGUUCAUGAAGUUGCCCCCUGGCUGUGAAUCGAUGACAGGAAAGGUAGUCCGUUUAGACAAAAGUUUGUAUGGACUGAGACAGGCAUCUAGAACAUGUCACAAGAGACUUGUGUCGGACCCGAAGAGGAUUGGUUUCGAACACUCUUUGUCAGACCCCUGUGUUCUUCGUUUCAUGAUGGGAGACGAGGUGUUGGGUAUGAUUGCAAUUCAUGUGGAAGACAUUCUGUAUGCAGGAAUUGAGAGGCUUGCCAAGAUGGUCGUGGAAGCGCUACGUGACUCUCUCCCCACGAAGAAUUUGGGCGAGGUCGAGUUCUUUCUUGGUUGCGCAUUCGUUUGCGACCGCGAGGCUGGUACGAUUGAGAUGUCUCAAGGGAGUUACAUCAGGAGUGUUCUUGAGAGAUUCAAUGUUUGUCGCACCAGCUCGAUCCCUGCUUCCCCUGCUAACGAUUACAAGUCCGUGAUGGAGGAUGAGGGGGCAGGAGAUGUGCCGUUCCGAGAGGUGGUGGGGAGCCUGAUGUGGAUCGCCAACCAGACAAGGCCCGCAAUCUCAAACGCUGUGCGGGCGGUGGCAAGGCACUCUCACGAGCCAAAGAGAAGCCACUGGAAGGCGGCCCAGAUGAUUCUAAAUUAUCUUCUGGAGACGGCACAUCUAACUUUGAAGUACAAGCAGGACACUAUGGUAGACGUAGGCACGUUGGUGUACGUAGACGCAGACUUUGCCAGUAAGGCCACUGACCGUAGAUCAGUUUCGGGAGCACUAGUUCUUGUAGCUGACUGUCUUGUUGCUUGGAUUUCUAGGACGCAAAAACGUGUCACACUUUCAACAACUGAAGCAGAAGGAUUCAUGGUGUUCAUCAACGAUCUGUUGGAAGUCGUAGAGGCCGUCCGGAAGGGAGUAAAAGUAGGGGACACGGAAACGUCGUUUUCAGGAAUGCUGUUUGCGGAUGAUUUUGUCGGUAUGUCGGACACCCCUGAGGGACUGCAACUGCAAAUUGACGAGGCGAAAAAGUUUACUGAUAAGUGGAGAUGGAAAUGGGGGAUCGAGGAGAUUGCAAUAGUGGACCAGUACACAUACCUCGGAGUAGAGAUCGCAAAAGACCGCUCGGGGAAUGCACACAUGUUCAAGGUAGCCGAAAAGGGCAAAGCACGAGCAGGGAAGCUGCACCCAAUACUCAAAAACUNUAGUGGACCAGUACACAUACCUCGGAGUAGAGAUCGCAAAAGACCGCUCGGGGAAUGCACACAUGUUCAAGGGUUCAAGGAUUACCUUCAUGGACCAAUGGAUGCAGGGACAAUGCUCAAGGUCAAAUUCAGGACCGGAGACAUAAGCCUUCGAGAACGUCGACGAAGACAUAGAACGGUAGACGAGGAAGACGACGAGUUCAAAUGCGAUUGCGGCUUCGAAUGCGAAGACUGUGUUCGUAUAGUCGCGGAAUGUCCGUUGUACAAGAAGGAGAGGGAAGUGUACGUGACUGAGCUGGGAAAAAUAGAUGGAACGUACAGGGAGAUGUUUGAGGCAUGGAAUAGAGAGGAAAGGACGGUAGCUGUACUGGGGCAUAGGAGGUGGGUUGAAAAGGCGGGAAGGGAUAUCGGUAGGACAGACAGACUAGGCAAGACAUUUUUGAGCCACCUUUGGCAAUAUAGAAAGGAACGAUUGGCCAUCGGUGAUCGGUCCUGUGGGAACAAUGCUCCGUCCUCUCGAGGACGCGUGGUCAAUGGUCUAACCGCUAAGGCAUGCAAAGCAUAA